CCGUUGCCCAGAUCGGAACAGACUUUUCUUGGAUCUCCGUUAAUACUCAAAAUAGCUCAUCCAAAUGUCUCAAGAGAAACCCAGAUCUAUGGAGGACCGCAGGAGGAGCAGCAUAAGCUAUCCAGUUGAGAAAAAGAAAUAUUUGAUACCUACAGAAAAAAGUGGCGAUAUAACUGUUCAUGUUCAGGGAGAUAUUUCUCAGCAGGAUAAAAGAGCAACAUUUCUUACAGUUCAUGACUUAGGCUGCAAUCAUUAUGCCAUAGAGGAUUUCAUAAAUAAGCCAUGCAUGAAUGAAAUAAAAGAUAGAUCAAUUUUCAUACACAUUGAUGCUCCUGGGCAUGAAGAUAAUGCGGAAGCAUUGCCUGAAUCAAAAUUCCCUACUCUUCAAACACUUGGUGAGGACCUUGUUACAGUUUUGGACUUUCUGCAUGUUAAAUAUGUCGUAGGUUUAGGAGAAGGAGCAGGUGCUAAUGUCAUAGCUAGGUUUGGAAUAGCAAAUCCUAGCAGAACAUUGGGGCUUAUAUUAAUUAACUGCACAGGUUCUUCUACAUCAGUAAAAGAAAAUUUUAGAGCUAAGUUCGUCAAUUGGAAAGGAAAGGAAGGAAGCGUCAGCCAAUCGGCUUCAGAUUAUUUGGUGUUUCACAAAUUUGGACAUCAAUUAAUGAAAGAAAUCAAUGAAGACAAAGAAAAGGUCGUUGAUGAUUUUCUACAUAAACUGAGAGGAUCAAUAAACUUACAGAAUGUAAAACAUUAUGUUAAUGCAUUUUUGAACCGAACCGACCUGCCAUUGAAAAAUUAUAAAGGAGAUGUCCUAUUGAUAACUGGUUCGAAGGGUUCGUAUGCAAAUGUUGUAGAAAAACUCUACAAAGAGUUGGAUAAAAAACAAACAACUUUACUCAGAAUAGAAAAUGCAGGAGAUGUAUUAUCUGACAUGCCCGGAAAGGUAGCACAGAGCAUUCUUCUAUUCUGCAAAGGGCAAGGUAUCCUCACAUCAGUAACAUUACCAGGAAUCGAGAGGCAAAGAACCUUCUCAGGAUGCACCUUUGAUGGAGAAAACAGGAGAAAGUUCUUCAGAGGAAUGAGCAUGGAGGAGUAUGAUAAACCAAAUAUCCGAAGGUUUUCCCUCUCACCAUCCCUAUCUACAGAAUCAAAAUAAAUUAAAACAUAAAAAUGUUGAAAGAUGUAAAGAACUUGGUAUUUAUUACAGUAGUGACGUUUGCUAUGUAAUGCUCACCACAUCAAAAUAUUUAAUAUUCAUGACUGAAUAUUUUUUAAUCAGUUUAUUUUUGAUAACUAUUUUGUAAGAUAACUUUUGUUAUACAUACCUAUUUGCAACUAUACUAGACUAAAUGUCAAAAAUAUAUUAAUAAAAAAGACUCCCCU
Messenger RNA from Nezara viridula (southern green stink bug), 1383 nucleotides. The record is from the annotation of a GenBank genome assembly. NCBI's taxonomy places the organism in Eukaryota, Metazoa, Arthropoda, Insecta, Hemiptera, Pentatomidae.